AUGGCGGGUCAGGUGGUGAAAGUGAAGAGGGAGACACUGGAGGCAUGCAUGACGUGCCCUCUUUGUAAUAAGCUAUUGAAGGAGGCUACAACCAUAUCACUCUGCCUUCAUACGUUUUGCAGGAAGUGCAUUUAUGAGAAGCUUUCAGACGAGGAGGUGGACUGCUGUCCUGUAUGCAAUAUUGAUCUGGGCUGUCUACCAGUGGAAAAACUCAGGCCAGACCAUAAUUUGCAAGAUAUUAGAGCCAAGAUAUUUCCCCUUAAACGAAGGAAAAUUGAUGCACCUGAAAUUACUCCCGAAGUAACUCCAGAAGUUACUCAUGAAGUUACACCUUCAAUUUCAUUGCCAGUGAAAAGGAAGGAGAGAUCAUUAUCUUCAUUAGUAGUUAGUACCCCAAAAGUUCCAAUGCAGACUGGUUUGACUGGAAGGAGAUCAAGAGCUUUGACCAGAAAGGCUGCUGCUUUACGAGGAUGCAGUUUUUCUGCUGAAGAACCUAUGAAGAGAGAUGAUUCUACAGAAGAUCAUCCAAUGAGUUCUAGUUCAACUGAAUCUCUUGAUAGAGGUGCACGAAAUAAGAUGCAGGACUCGCCUGAGCCUUCACAUCAGCAAAACCCUAAUAGAGAUAUGAAUAAUGACGUUGAAAUAAUAGAAGGCAAAGCUGAUCUGUGGACACCCUUAAACUGUCUUGUAGAGGCUGCUAACCGAACCAAGUCUUCUAAGUCAAAUUCACAAGGGCUGUUCCAUGCCAAAUCAGAGCCACUCAAUGCCCUUGAUGGUGAACUUUAUAUGUCUGAAAAUAAGGCAGCAGAAGAAAAAUCACCAAAUGCUCUGGAUAGUGAUGCUUAUAUGCCUAAAACAAAAAUAAAGGAACCCGGACAAAGUGCAAGAGGAAAAAAUAACAGUAAUGGGACAGGGGUUGCAGGACCGGUGAAAAAUAGAAGGUUGCGAGGAGGUAAUCGUAACAGGGUAGCUCCAUCUGGGGAGUCAAGUGCUUCGGCUCAAGCUAUGUUAGAUGCAUGUGGAGAUAAACAUAGCAGAAGAAAUAGUACUAUUUGGUUCUCCUUGGUUGCAACUGAAAAUUGGAAAGGAGAUGGUUCCUUGCCACAGAUACCAUCAUCUUACUUGAGAAUAAAGGAUGGUAAAAUACCUGUAUCAUUCAUCCAGAAGUACCUUGCGAAGAAACUUGAACUUAACAGCGAAGAUGAGGUGGAGAUAAUGUGCCGGGGUCAGUCAGUACUUCCGACAUUGCAACUAGAAAACCUAGUAGAUCUCUGGUUUCGAACAGCAACAACACCAAAAAAGGUACCGGCAGUAGUUGGCUCCUCAGCCAAAGAUUUUGUGAUGACCCUCUCAUAUUGUCGAAGGGUCCAAAAUCCCUGA
Molecule: messenger RNA, 1380 nt
Organism: Prunus armeniaca (apricot)
Lineage: Eukaryota; Viridiplantae; Streptophyta; Magnoliopsida; Rosales; Rosaceae
Source: the annotation of a GenBank genome assembly